CAAUCUCUCACCAGAGGGCGCAUUACGCUGCGCUACAACACCUCUGUCAACGUCUAAAUGCCAAGAUUCUUGGCAAAACUUACAUUUACAUAAUGAAUCAUGAAUAAAUCAAUUUUCAGUUUUAUUUUUAAGCUUUAAAACUUACAAAAUAGUUUAUAUGUGAAAAUUAAAAAAAGAUAUAUUUGUUUCACCGUAUUUUACAAGGGAUUAUAUCUCGGCGGAAUAUUGCAUUACUAAUGUCAACAAAUAUGGAGGACGCGGAAAAAUUAAAAAUAAUCGCCGACAAAUAUCAACAGGGUUUGGUUCUCAAAGAAAAACAAAUUGCAGCUUUGACCCACAUAGAGAAACAUAAAAGUGAUCUGCUUGUAAACCUUCCUGUGGGGUAUGGUAAAAGCAUCAUUUACCACCUUCUGCCGGCUUUAUUAAAGUCAGACGAGCUACCAACACCGGUGAUAAUCGUAAUCUCACCUUUAAACAUAAUUCAAAAAGAUCAGAUGACAUCCCUGUUAGACCAUGGUGUCAGCGCAUGCAGAGUUAAUAUCAAAACCUGUAUUGAAGAAACUACAGAUGAUGCUGAGAAGCAGAACUAUGGUGCAGAUAUGGAUGAUACUGUUCAAAAUAUUGCUAGUGGAAAGUAUUCAAUAAUUCUGUGUCACCCUGAAGCCAUAUUAAACACUGCAAAAGGCAAAGAACUUCUUUCCAACGAACGGUUUAAGGAGAAUGUGGCAGCAGUUGUUGUUGAUGAGUGUCACAUUCUUGAGAAAUGGGGAGAAGACGUUCGAACAGCAUUAAAAAAACUGGGUUCUCUCAAGGUUUUUUCCCAAAUGCUCCUUUCAUUGCAUUAAGUGGUACUUUGACAGUGAGUCAGAAGAAAACCAUUCCAGCUACGUUGAAAUUGCAAAGUUAUAAAAUCAUUGAAGAGAAUCCAGAUAAAGCAAAUAUUUACCUUGCUAAGUUCAGAAAGCUUCCCUGUGGAGAUGUAUUAUCGGAAUACGAACAAAUUAUAUUCAAAGUAUGUGAUGACUUAUAUAAAGAAAGAAAAAACUACCCCAUCACAUUGUUGUUUAUACCCAUUUUCUACAUGAGUGAGGCCAUUAUGUAUCUACAGAAUAAAUUUGGAUACUUGAGCAUCAGAGACUCUCUCUACAGUGCCAUUUGUUCUGGACAAGAUCCCUAUGUUAUGGAUUAUACAUUACAACAGCUAAAACUUGAAAACUCACAAAUUCGUCUUGUUUUAACAACAUCUAUAGCAGGAAUGGGAUUUGACCCCAGCAAUGUUGAACAUGUUAUUCAUACUUGUCCCCCCAGAAGUAUGGCUCAGUAUCUGCAGGAGGUGGGUAGGGCGGGUAGAAGAGGACAACAUGCUACAGCAACAAUGUAUUUCAACAAUAGAGAUAUUGCCAAGAACCUUCCAGGUAUUCAGGAUGAUAUAAUUCAAUACUGUCAAAAUGAAACAAAUUGUUUACGAAAUCAAUUGCUGUCUGUUUUUGGAUUUCAAAAAGAGUCUAUGUUACCAGGAUGUAAGUGUUGUUCUGUCUGUAAAACUGAAUGCAAGUGCAGUGAUUGUAUAUAAUCAGAUUAUAUUUCAUGAACAGAAUUACAUAUAAACAUAUUACGUACAAUUUUUUAUUGCUUCUACAUUCUCCUCCUAGGCACCUGAUCCCACCUCUGGUGUGUCCAGGGGUCCGUGUUUGCCCAACUAUCUAUUUUGUAUUGCUAAUAGGAGUUAUGAGAUUGAUCACUGUUCGUUAUCUUCACCUUGCAUAUAUAUAUAUAUAUAUAUAUAUAUAUAUAUAUAUAUAUAUAUAUAUAUAUAUAUAACUUUUUAUUUUAAUAAUAAAAAAAAAAAUACAACUCUAUUUUUGCCCUUUAUUGAUUAAUAUCAUAUUUUUGAAUAAAUAAGGCUACAUUAACUCAUGUAAGUUAACCAAGAUCCAUUUCCCCAGUUACAGCCUUACAAUGGAUUAUCAUAGAGUUCAUUGUCAGGAUCAAUGCCAUCCUCUUCCACUUCCAGUAUUUGAAAACCUCGUGCAAGUCUGGUUAUAAUUUGGUGUAGUCUCUCUUUCAUUUUAGGCAUUUCCUCUAUAGAUAGUGGAACAGGACUUAUGUUCGAAAAACCUACACAUUUUCUGAAAGGAUGGUGUUGAAAUGGUCUUAAGUCUCUCAGUUUUUUAUAAACAGUGUCUUUGUCUGUUUCGGAUACUGUAGAGGAAUGCCUGCCACUUUUUGGCUUUAAAAUUACACUUUCAUCAAAUUUUGUGCAGAUUUCAUCGAUUGCAUCAGCUGACACAGUCACACGAGAAAUGGAUUUAUCACUCUUGUUUGCUCCCAAUGCCUUAAUUAGAGCUUUUUGAUUACAAACACUGUGCUCUUGAACUAAGUCACACUCAACGUUUUUGCCAUGACCUCCCCAAAUGUUAACAUAAGACCCUUCCAAAACUCGAAUGCGUUGUAAAGGAGACAAAAAAAAUUCUGUUUUCAAUAAAUAGUCAACAUUCUCCACUAGGUAUUUGCUUAUUGAAUAUUUACAGUUUAGAACUGUUCGAUUCAGAUCACCUUCCUUUGCUGUAUCAUGUAGCUCUAAAAUCUGCAGAAACCAAUGGCAGAGCUGCAUGGCGUAAUUAAACACUUCAUCGCUCUGUGGCGUUUCAUGAAAUGGAAUUAAGAUCCACUGAUUUUCAUCACCUACUUUUUGCACUUGAUAUUGUAAUGAACCCCUUAGUGGUUGAGGAAGGCCUUCAGCUGUAUCUGCAUUGCAGUAUCCAAAAUACUUCAUGAAAUCAAUCACAGUAGCCAAUAAUAAAGAUUUCUGUUCUUCGGAAGACUUGCUAUUAAUAUCUUCAAAAUUCUUGUGGUUUGGUUCACUGUACUUGUUUUCCAUUUGGAAAAAUUCCAUAAAUUGCUCUUUAACCAGUCCUUCACCUACUGUCAUUAAAAGAUCAAAAUGGGGUUGGAAUCUACCUUUCACCCGUCCAUUCACAUUUGUGCGAUGCAGAAUUGUUUUGAAGUAGUGGAGAGUUCCAGGAGAGUUCUCAUCCUUGUAUAAGCAUUUGAAGCAUUUCUAAUUAAAAUGAAAAUUAAAAGAAAGA
Molecule: messenger RNA, 3089 nt
Organism: Ostrea edulis (European flat oyster)
Lineage: Eukaryota; Metazoa; Mollusca; Bivalvia; Ostreida; Ostreidae
Exons: 2
Coding region: 237-845 (202 amino acids)
Biological process (GO): double-strand break repair via homologous recombination
Cellular component (GO): nucleus; chromosome; cytoplasm
Molecular function (GO): nucleic acid binding; ATP binding; four-way junction helicase activity
Source: RefSeq, a predicted model, not a curated record